GUAUGCAACAGUUUGAUAUUGUGGUGGUGGGGGGGAGAGAGCACAAUUAAUAAUUUAAGUACAAAUGUCUAUUUUUUUGCCGAAUUUAUGACGCCAAAUUAAAUGUUGGGGAGCGGGGGUACAUGCCCCCCCCCCCCACUUCCCAUUCCCCUUGAGACAGUUGAGACAAAACUGACAAUGUUAAGCACAUUUCUGAUUAAGAUGCCACUUAUAGUGGACAGACUGAAAGCAAGUGUUGAGGCUGGCUAAUCACGAGGCAUUAAGUCACAAAAGUAAAGUUCCUGCACCAUUUGUUGAUGUACUCAGCAAGUUCUUCCCAAGCUCUUAUUGUAUCCACCCCUGGAGAAAAGGCUGAAACUACUGAAGUUUAUAAAGUACAUUCUUUCUGUCUCUUUCUGGGGAAAUUGCAACACAUUUGGUUCCUUUUUAUGAAGACAUGCCUCAAGGCUCCUUUGCCAAAUGAAUGCUUGCAGUCUGCAAGGAAAUUGGAAUAGGAAUCGGAUAUGAAGUUGAUCUCCCACCUGUCGGUCUGACUGCUCUCAAGCCAUGACUCACCCACUCUUCCCAGCAUAGGGUGGAUUUCAGCUGGUUUAAAAGGACAUCAUUCUUGAAGCAGAAGCUUGUGAUGGAUCCAUGUUUCCUCCUGUCUGUCCGCUUUCUCAGAAUAACAGGUAUUCCAGUAAUACAUAGUUCGACUACCUCUGUUUACCUAUAUCAUCUGCUGAUGGACUUCUUCUGCAUGAGCCCCAGGCUGGCAGUUUAUCCAGUGUGAAAUGCGUGGGGUCCCUGGGACAUGCACACAGCGAUGGGCCUAAGCUUCCCAAUGCUUUUGAUGGCCGUAUCCUGCCUCAGGAAUGUCUGCAUGGCCAUAGAUGAGGACUGUGUGGACCCUGGUGUUAAGGUGGAGUCAGUGUUCACCAUUCCAGGGGAGGCUGCCAUGCUCACCUGUCACAUGGACAAGUAUGUCACAGAUUCCGACAUCAUCUCCUGGCAUAAGAGUAACCCAGAUGGGCAGCUGAGUGUGGACAACCGGUGGAUCCAGGUUAAGAAAAAUAUAAUUUGGAUUCUGAGAAGCACGUUGCAGGACAGCGGCACCUACAUGUGUAUCCUGAGAACUGCUGAUCAGUGCUUCAAACAAGCAACGGUGUUGUCGGUGAAUGAAACUCGACCAGACUGCAGUCGACCAUACCGACCAACUCAACCACUAACCACAGUUGCCAAUGGUCUGCUGUUUUGCCCAUUGUAUUCCUACAUGACUCACCUGGCUACGUAUUCCUUCAAGUGGUAUAAGGGCUGCGAACCCCUCCUGAAUGGGGACAAAUAUUCCAAUGUGAACAAUGACAUGCUUGUGAUAAAGAAUGUGGCUCUCAGCGAUGCCGGAAACUACACCUGCAGAAUGGCAUUUACCCUGGCUGGGUAUGCAGGCUACAUCUCCGAGACGAUUUCGUGUGAGGUGAAAGAUCAAUGGAACCUGCGGCCAAUGGUUUCUGAACCGAUUAAUGAUACAAUCAAAGCAAAUCCUGGCACCUCUUUCAGUAAGACAUGCCGGGUGUUUGUGCCUGGACACGGCGAUCACAUGGUGGAUGUAGUCUGGGCUUUAGAUCACUUGAUCUCUUUGAACCUUUCAGACCGUGUCAACCAGAUUCCCCUGGGAAAAAGCAGAGUGGAGAAUGGGGAGUGGCUAGAAGUCCUACUGAACUUUUCUGAAGUGGAGAAAGAAGACUUCUACAACACAUACAGGUGUAUGGUCUUCAAUGACAAGGGACUUGUUGUCGCUAACUUCACCUUACUGCCUUCAGAACCAAACCACCUCCUCUCUGUGGGCCUGUUCUUUGCCAGUCCAGCUCUGAUCUUCAUCAUUGCCGUCGCCGUGUGGCGGAUCAUUAAAAUCGAGGUGGCCUUGUUGUUCAGAAGCUCCUUCCCGUGUCUCUACCCAGACCCAGGAUGCGAUGGGAAGGUGUAUGAUGCCUACGUAGCUUACCCGAGGUCGUGUGGGGGUGCUGUCUGCAGGGGCGAGACCUGUAGAGCUGUUGAGGAAUUUGCCCUCCGCAUCCUGCCCGAGGUCCUGGAAGGAGAGUUGGGCUACAGGCUUUUUAUCAUGGGCCGGGAAAGCCUGCCGGGCGAAGCGGUGGCAGAUGUCGUCCAACAAAACAUCGGGAAAAGCCGGCGCCUCCUCCUGCUGUAUUCUGCCUUCUCCCUUUCCCACCCGGAUGCCGCUGAGAGUUUGGAGCAGCAGCUGGCCGUCCAUGCUGCUCUCGUGGAGAGUACGGUCCCAGCCAUCCUAGUGGAACUAGGGGAGAUAGUUGACAGCACGGUCCUCCCCAAAGCCAUGCAGUACCUUCGGAGCCAACAAGGUGCAGUGCGGUGGGGAAGGACCAUUGAGGAAGGGGCCAUGGAUAGAGGUCGGGCCUCUGACAGGUUCUGGAAACAUCUGCGGUACCACAUGCCACCUAGGAUCAGCCAGACACGCCCCCUGGAGAAACACUUCUUACUGAACAUUUAGGUCUAGGUGUGCAGUGGAUGAGGAACCAAAUGUGUAACAAAAUGACUGAAAGCAGAGCUGGAUUGUUUUCUAGAAAUCUGAUCAUGCUUAUGUGCCAGACGUCCUUCGUGAAGCUGUCAGCAGAGUGUGUGCUUUUAAGCCAUUGUUUAGUUACACUAGCCGAUUACUUGCAUCAAUUCACACUCAUAUUACAUUGUUUGCUUGGAGUGAUGGGUGGUCUUUUCAACACAUAUUGUAGUCGUGAAUUGUAUUUUCAUGCCAAACAGCAUAGAAAAGUUGGUGUACAGUAAUCGAAAUUGUAGUUUGAAUCCAACUCUUGAGUGGUUACAGGAUUCCUUUUGCCAAGGCAGAUUUUCAGUCAGAUUAAGAUCAGGAUUGUUUGCUGGCAAGCUUAAGGCAGAGCACUUUUUUUCAGUUGUUCUUCUGGAUGUCAAGUCACUUAUGUUUUCUUUGGAUUGUUGUGCCAUUGGCCCAAUGUUGAUCUUUGGCCCAAACCUAGUUUUAUGACACUGGGUAGCACAUUUCCCUCUAAAGUGCCUCAGUAAUCCUCUGAUUUCAUGAUCCCUUUAAUACCUUCAAGGCCUGCAGUACCAGAGGCAGCAAAGCAGCCCCACAGCAUUACGGAUCCUCCACCAUAUAUAUAUAUAUAUAUAUAUAUAUAAGUGUAGGCAGGCUGUUAUUUUCCUUUUAAGCUUCAUUUCGUCAGACUAAAACAAAUCGCUGGUCUGCAUUGUCCAUUGAACAUUCUGCCUGAGGGAUUGUGGUUUCGCUAGGUAGGUUUUAGGUCUCUAGGUAGCCUAGUGGUCUUCAUCUUGCGCUUUACCCUUAAAACCUUUCCUGGUUUAGUGAGUGGCAAAUGGUACGGGUCGAAACCAUCACUCCAGGUUGCCCCGGGUCAGCCUACGUGCUUAUUUUCUUUUUACGUUUGAAGACUUUGCUGAUUAAUUUUCCUCUGCCCACCGUGUCCUUGGAGAUUCCUGACAGGUUCAUGCAGCAAGCUUCUAAGUAGCAUUGCAACCUGCUGAAACAGGGAUGUUUUUAUUGUUAUAGUUUAAUCCUGUACUGUUCUGUAUCAAACAUAUGAGUGUAUUUACACCUAAGCUGUUCCACUACUCAUUUCUUUCAGGAGAUAUUGUACAUGACAAAUGGAAAAUUCAGGGGUGCCAAUAACUGUGACCAGAACUGUACAUAAUGGGUAGUUUCAAGAUGCCACUGUGCCAAACUGCAGGGCUUUUUAAUUAUGGGAUGGCAUUACAGUACUCUAAGAAAAUCCACAUAAGACGGAGAUGUCUAUCCCAGUAGAGCUGUCAUAACUUUCAUUAAAGGUGUAUCAAUCAUUAAUUAAAAAAAUUCCUAAUACAUAUACUGUCGUUCAGGGCUAUUCAACUUUUGUUCAGGUUGGACCAAGUGUUCAUGGUGUUUGUUCCAAUCUUAUAAAGUCCUAAUACAACUAAUUAUUUUGAUUUAAAUGUGACAGUUUUAACCUACUUCAGAUUUGCUUCCGUAAGACACAGGAACACAUUAAUGUUUUACUGCUGCAAAGUAAAGAUUAUGAACUGAUUAACAUCUUGAGAGUUCAUGGGAAUGAGCAUUUCCUUGUAUGAUCUUUCUGCUUCUGCACUGAUCCAUAUAGCAGCUUCACAGAGCGUACUGCGAUUGCCUGCCUAUUCCUGAACCUGUGGUGCUGUGGCUGGGUAUUACAUGGCUACAGUGUUAUUUACAGUUUAUACCAAAUGUACUUGCAAAUUCACAGUAAGUUUUCUGUACCAACACUGCAUGCACUGGUUUAAAUAAGAAAAUAUCUAUGAAAUAGAAGCAUUUUCUGUGAAAAGCAAAUAUGCUUAAGUCUUUUGUGCUUAAGAUCGCUAUUUCCUGAAAUAUUACUCUCAUUGUUCAGAAUAAACAGUAUUGCCAUA
This is a messenger RNA of Brienomyrus brachyistius, 4419 nucleotides long. RefSeq names its product interleukin-1 receptor type 1-like. Gene Ontology annotation, molecular function: interleukin-1 receptor activity. Gene Ontology annotation, biological process: signal transduction. The record is from RefSeq and is a predicted model, not a curated record. The coding region runs from base 794 to 2503 and encodes 569 amino acids. The transcript is spliced from 13 exons. Lineage: Eukaryota; Metazoa; Chordata; Actinopteri; Osteoglossiformes; Mormyridae.